GCAGACAGAGACCUUCAUCACAACAGCCUCGUACACGUCUGCAGAGCGCCACAACGCCAUGGAGCACACGCAGGUCAUUGUGGAACCUUGGAUGCACUUUCCAGCCCUGAUGCAUUGGACCAACAACACAACAACCUCUACCCCACCCGACUCUGCCCUUUCUGAGGAAUGGGAGCUGGUCUACACCCUGGUCCCUCCGUACAUCUUCACCAUCUCCGCUUUGGGCCUCCUCUUCAACAGCUUCGUCCUGGUUGUCUUCCUCUCCACCAGGGACCGACUCACAGUCGCCGAGAUCUACCUUAGCAACCUAGCGCUAGCUGAUUUCCUCCUCAUGUGCUGCUUGCCGUUUUGGGCCACAAACAUCCUCGCCAAAUUCAACUGGCCCUACGGCGAUGCACUGUGCAAGACCGUCAACUCUGUCAUCGUCGUCAACUUGUAUGUUAGCAUCCUCACGCUAGUCAUGAUUAGCGUGGACCGGUACUUAGCACUGGUGAAGACUAUGAAAGCGCUAUGGCUGCGUCGGACACUUUACGCAAAAAUGAUCUGCUUCAUUUUGUGGGUUGUCGGAGUUUUGCUAAGUCUUCCAACGCUAAUCCAUAGAAAGGUAGUGUACAUAGAAGAACUGAAGACCCUUUCUUGCAUUUUGGAUUACAGACAUGAAAGUUCUUGGAAGCUUGCCCAUCAGAUAGUCAUGAACUUUGGUGGAUUUGCACUUCCGCUUCUGGUAAUUGUCUUUUGCAGCUCCAACAUAAUAAGAUCGCUAUCGAAAAGGAGGGAGAUAGCUUUCCACAAAUUCAGCGAUACGAAGGCUACUACAUUAGUCUACACAGUCACCCUGGUUUUUCUUUUAUGCUGGAGUCCUUUUCAAAUCUUCACUUUUUUAGAUAUUCUUUGCGAUCUGAAUGUGCUAGAAGAAACAAAGUGGUACCACGCACUAGAUAUAGGAGGGCAGGUGUCGGUGUAUCUCGCGUUUCUGAAUAGCGUGUUGAAUCCGUUGCUCUACAUAUGCUCCGGCCAGUAUUUCCAGAAGAAGGUUAGCGCCAUCUGCAGGCGGAGCAGGAGAGACAGGAGGGGAUCGGACAUGACUAUGUACCAGAGGUCGAUCAUAUCCACAUACGUCAACAGAACGGAGCAGAUCAAGCCGGUGGUGCUGUACACAAAGGAACAUUUGUGA
Molecule: messenger RNA, 1174 nt
Organism: Periophthalmus magnuspinnatus
Lineage: Eukaryota; Metazoa; Chordata; Actinopteri; Gobiiformes; Gobiidae
Gene: bdkrb1
Product: bradykinin receptor B1
Exons: 2
Coding region: 59-1174 (371 amino acids)
Biological process (GO): inflammatory response; response to mechanical stimulus; immune response
Cellular component (GO): membrane
Molecular function (GO): bradykinin receptor activity
Source: RefSeq, a predicted model, not a curated record